UCUCCAAAGAGAAGCAGUUAGAGAAGGAAGCACAGAGGACAUCAUGAUUACGGAAAAAUUCCCAAAUACAGCUCACGGAUCUUCCUGUUUUGAGCACUGCAGGCCUCCGGGACAGGGCGCGUCGAGCACACCGACCUCUGCUACGGUUAGCCGCAUCUUGAGAGCAGGCGCUGUGGUUCUUAUCGUCGGCGCCGUCCUAACGUUGUGUGCGUCAGUGGCUGCUCUCUACCUGUGGAAAGUCAGCGAUAAAAACGUUUAUAAUGUUCGUUACAGUGUGAACAUCAACGGGGAGGUGAGGGAGGGCUCCAUGGAAAUUGAUUCUGACAACAAUCUGGAGAGAUUUAAAACUGGGACCGGAGCGGAGGAAGCUGUGGAGAUUCAUGACUUUCAAAUCGGAAUAACCGGAAUCCGCUUCUUUGGAGGAGACAAGUGCUAUAUAAAAUCCCAAAUCAAAGCCAGCCUUCCACACAUGGGAGUUCACAACAAAGAGACGCUGAUGUUAGACUUGACAGAAGAAUUACCGCCAGUGAGGUUUGAUGAGGAGUUCCUCAUAUGGGUGGCAGCGGAGCAGCCUUUGACGGAGACCAAGUUUCUGAGUAAAAAAAUUCUGGAUCUUUGCGGGAAACUUCCUAUUUACUGGCUCCAACCUGUAUAUUCUAAAGAUGGGGAGAGGAAAAAGAGAGACGUGAGGCAAGCCGAACGGCAGCUCGGCACGGAGGAGUCGGAGGCAGCUGCUGGGGAGAGGGACCCGUUGAGUCACGCGGAGCCUGCCACCUCCACCGCCGCGGCGGAAGAAGAGGAGGGGUCACAUUCGGCCGCGGGGUCAGCUUUCAAUCCUGAAAACCCCUACCACCGCGGCAGAGGGACCACGGAGGAGGGCGCCAUGACCUUUGACACCAUGUUAGACCACCAGGGAAUCUGCUGCUCUGAAUGCCAACGCAGCUACACUCACUGUCAGAGAAUAUGCGAGCCUCUCCGCGGCUACUGGCCUUGGCCUUACAACUACAGAGGGUGCCAGGUAGCUUGUCGGGUCAUUAUGCCCUGUCGCUGGUGGGUGGCACGCAUUCUGGGUGUUGUGUAAAGCAAACACGCUACUUUUCUGAAAGGUCUCCAGCUUCUGUUCAGAUAGGAUUUAUUUUCUAAAAGCUUUGCCUCUUAAUGCGAUAUGCACAUUGCGGAAUAUGAUUAUUGACAGCGCAACAACUAACUUUAGACGCACACUCCUUUUCACACAUUAAUAAUCUCAUACAUGCAUGUUCUUGUUUGGAGCUCACAAAUGAGCACAUUCAUUUUCCUGCCAUGCGAUACCGAGGCUUUAUGCGCUGUACGAUGUUUAAUGGAAGGUAUGGGACUGAAUCCAAAGGCGCAGCAGAUGAUGUACCUUUUUUUUUUUUUUCUGCCUGAACAGGCUUCAAUAAAUUCUAAUUACAGUA
Molecule: messenger RNA, 1433 nt
Organism: Mugil cephalus (flathead mullet)
Lineage: Eukaryota; Metazoa; Chordata; Actinopteri; Mugiliformes; Mugilidae
Gene: cnmd
Product: chondromodulin
Exons: 7
Coding region: 44-1081 (345 amino acids)
Biological process (GO): negative regulation of endothelial cell proliferation; negative regulation of angiogenesis
Source: RefSeq, a predicted model, not a curated record